This is a messenger RNA of Enterospora canceri, 1491 nucleotides long. The record is from the annotation of a GenBank genome assembly. Lineage: Eukaryota; Fungi; Microsporidia; Enterocytozoonidae.
AUGGCAAUUGAGCAAGAAAUAGACGAGAUCUUCCUCCACAACGCACAGCCCACUUCCGAUACGAACAAGAUCAGGAACCUGCAGGAGUACAUCGAACGACUUGGUGGAAUCAAGUCGCAUCUUGAGGUGAUUUCUGACCAGGUUGUUGGAAUCAAAACAAACUUCGAGAUCUACGAUAUUCAGCUUGAUUCACUUGCUAAGGACUUGCAGAUGAUCCAGGACAAGAACAGGGAGCUGGAGACGCGACUGAACAGGGACAAGGACGUCUUCGAGAAGCUGAAGAGCCUCACUCUCGCCCUGAGCAUCGAUGACACGCAUCUUCAGAUCCUCGACAACGGCAGCUUCACCAAAAUGGACGAUCUCGUCAAAAUGCAGGAGUCGCUGAACAUUCUGGCUGGAUUCCGCGUAGAGAAGUACACGAUUCGAAUUGUGCGAGAGACGAAGGAGAAGGUGCUGCGAUGCCAACGUGACUUCUUCAAGAGAUUCGUGAGCUACCUGAACAAGACAUUCGUGCGAUCAGAGAGCCAGGGCGAGCUGAAGGUGCAUCGAGACCUCUACAACAAGAUCAAGCAGUAUCGAUUCAUCUUCACGCACAGCAAGAAGUACGAAGACACCUUCAAAAUGGUCUUUGGCUCCUACACGCUCCACUCAAAGCGGCUGUACGAGGCUGAGUUUGCAGCCCACAUCGAUGCGAUUCUGAAGCUCGUGAAUGAUCCAGAGAAGAUGCAGCUGUCGAUGGACGUGUUGAUCAAAUCAUUUGAGUCACUGGUGACGUGUGAGCUCAACUUCCUGAUCAAUUUGGUCGAAGAGGACGAGACUGGUGAACAGGGUGCAAUUGACAUCUUCAAGGGCGUCUCUGGACUGAUAUUUGAGUUUCUUGAUCAGAUGUUCAAGCAGUCUCGUGCUAUCACGAUAAUCAGCCUCUCUAAAAUCGCAUCUGAUUCCGAGACACCUCGUGGACUGUUUCUACGCUCAUUCAGGGGCGACCUGUACAGGAAGUUUGAAUUGCUUCAAGAUCGAUUUGUGAAGGACGAGGAAGAGAAGUUGCGUAAGAACAUCAAACUUGAUUCUCUUCAACAGGUGCUGAAUCAGAAGGGAAUGAGUGACCUGAAAUCCAGGAUGCUACGGAUGUAUCUGACACGCUAUCUCAGGAAGGUUGAUGAGAUAUCACUUGAGAAGUUGAUCUACAGAUUCAAGGCGAUUCACAGCCUAAGAAUUCCAUUUGAGGUGGAAAGAGAGCUGCCAUCUGAUUCAGCCCAAAAGGGAGUUGUUCUGAGUGAAAUAAUGCACGCAAUGGAAGCACGCAUCGUCUCUGACGUGUUUGGAGGAGACGAUGAGGUUGGAAAUGUGAAACGAGUUGUUGAAAUGAUCCGUGGCAAAUCAACCAGGCCAACUGAGGCGGAAUUGCUCCUACUGAAAAAUGUUCGUGCAAUUGUCCUGGAAAACUGCUCUACUGAAAAUAAGACAAAAUACGGCAGAAUAUUUCAGUAG